Molecule: messenger RNA, 8619 nt
Organism: Closterium sp. NIES-67
Lineage: Eukaryota; Viridiplantae; Streptophyta; Zygnematophyceae; Desmidiales; Closteriaceae
Source: the annotation of a GenBank genome assembly
CCACCGCGAAAUCUCCGCAGCUAACGCGACCUGGAGCUUGGCUGUGUGAGCUGCACGUGAAUGAGCUUCUCAUGAAUGAGCUUCUCGCCACCACAAGUGCGCCAUCCCUCAGUUUGCACGCCCUCCUACCCCACGAGCAGAAUAGUUGACUUAGGAAGCUACAGCGGGGUCAUGGUUUUCGUUGCUCACGGAUAGCCGACUAACUUGCCAUGCUCGAUUGGAUAUCGCAGGCGGAUUUGGAAGAAUCGAUCCGCUGGUAGCGCUACGCCGUGUCUCAAGUUUGCAGCAAGCCGCAUCCGAAUGUUGCUCCGUCGAAUCCGAAUCCUAGACGUCUUUAGUAGCUUUAGAAGCAGGCGUCAAUGACCAGUAAUGCGGUUAGCUACCUCUACAUGCCACCACCCUUGUACCACACCACACUCGCGCAAUACGCCACACUCCACACGCGCUUCACCCUUCUCGUUAACCGUUCUUUAUUCCAGCCGGUCAGAGAAUCGCAACCGUUUCUCUUGAAUCACGACAGCCGUUGCCAUCCAUCUCGGCCUCUGGAGCCGCCAUCGCUGCGCCUUUCUCCCUCCCGCGGUUCGCUCGACCGCCAUCUCUGCGCGCGGAUCCAGCCCUUGUUCGAGCAAGCUCCACAGGAGUAGUAGCGUCAGGCAACCCUCGUCCAUGCACACACGCCAUUCGCUCUCGCGCCAGCCCUUGCUGCUGCGAAGCGAUCGCUAAGUCGUCUGCUGCGGCGCCCUCCGUCGGUGAACCCUCGUAGGAUCCCUCUCCUGUUGAGAGCCAAUCAGCAUUCUCGCUUCCGCCAUCCGACGCCGGGGCAAACAGUUUUAUCGUCCGGGAAACGCGGCGGAGGAUGCGGGAGGAGGAGAGUUCCGGGUGUGGCCCCGCGGAUGGCGCAAUGGGAUCGGGUGGCCCCGCGAGCCCCACGGCGGGAUCGUGCCGACGGCGGGAAGAGAGAGAUGUGGAGAUGAGUGGAGGCGACGCCGCUGCGGCCCCUGCUCCCUUGGUGAAACGCGCUCGACUCUCACAUGCGACGGAUGCUGCUACUCCUGCUGCUGCUGCUCCUGCCGCUACUCCGUCCGCUACGCGCUCGACUCACACAUGCGACGGCGACGACGGCGAUGGCGAUGGCGGCGAUGGCGGCGAUCUGAGCGAGGCGGCUCGUCUGCUGCUCGCCGUUAGCGGGCAAGGCGAGGAGGGAGAGGAGACGGCAGAGGAGGCGGCAGCGGAGACGGCAGCGGAGGCGGCAGCGGAGGCAGAAGGGGGAAACGCGGGGGGGAUUUGCGCGGCUGGCGGAGAGGAGAAUGCGGAGGGGAGAGCAGAGGCGCGGGCGGGAGAGAGGCGCAGGGAGAAGGAGAGGGAGAAGGGGAGAGACAAGGGGAAGAAGGAGAAGAGAAAGGAGCGGGACAAAGGGAAAGACAAGGAUAAGGAGAGGAAGAAGGAUAAGGGGGAUCGGAAGGAGAAGAGGAAGGAGAAGGAGAAGGCGAGCAAGAGGAGCGGCCUAGAAGCGGGUGUGGCUGUGGCCGUCGGUGCGCGUGGGUUGUCUUCUUCGGCGUUCCCCGCCAUGAUGCCGCCGCCAGCGAAGCGGUUGCACACGGCGGGACCAGGGUCUCGGCCCGGCAAGGCGACCUCGCAGCUGGCGGGCGGAGGCCUCGUUAUAGUGAGCUUCAACAUGAGCGCAACAGCAGCGGCGGCAGCGGCAGGAGCAGGGGCGAGGAGGGCGCGGGCGGCAUUGCAGUGGUUGUGCGCGGAGGGCGACGACUGGCAGUGGGCGGACGCGGAGAGCGCACCGCAGACAGCAGGGUCCAGCAACACCAGGUAUCUCCUCCAUUGCGCCUCUCCCGGCUGCGCAGCCACCAAGUCCUGUGAGCGCCUGGCACCGACUAGCACUUCGCCGCACCACUCCGACUGGCCUCUGCUCGCUGCUGUGGUCUACCAUGGGUCGCACAACCACCCCCGCCCUCCCGCCCGUGCGUCGCCCACCGCUGCUCCCGUUGCUUCCUCCUCAUCUGCCGCUUCGCUCCGUUCUGCUCCCCGGCGGUCUGCUGCUUCUCCGUCUUCCGCCCACGGGCCGUCGGCGCCUGCUGCCUCGUCGUGCCUGCUGGACCUCAACGCGUCUCCGGUGCCCGAGCAGGCCGCUGAUACUGCUGCCUCUGCUGCUGCUGGCGGUGCUGGUGCUGCCGGUCCUGCUGGUGCUGCCAGUGCUGCUGGUGCUGCCGGUGCUGCCUCUGUGGCGAAUGGCAAGGAGCUAAACAAAAUCGAAGGGCAGGGACGAGAGGAUGCGGGGGAGGAGGAAGAGGAGGAAGAUGAAUGGUUUCUGGACGAGAGCGCACGGAAGGGGAGGGUGGCGUGGGCGGCGGGGGACGGGCCAGGGUGCAAGCUGCUGCAGCUGGUGUCGCGGCUGCGGUUUGAGAUGGUGAGCGGGGCGAGUGAGGCGGCAUGGCGGGAGACGCUGGAGGAUGAGGUGGACGAGGGCGGAGUGCUCGCAGACCUCGCUAAUGCCCUCGAUCGAUGCCUCUCUGCCGCCGCUGCCUCUGCCGCCGCCGCCGCUGGUGGUGGUGGUGGUGGUGAUGAUAGUGGUGGUGCCGGUGGUGCCGCCGCUGCUGCUUCUCCUGCUGGUACUGCCGCCGCGCCUGUACCUGUGGCCGCUGCUUCCCCCUCUGUUCCGCUGCCUCGUCCCCCCCCCGUGCGCGCAACAGACGCCUUCUGGGCGCUCCUGCACAGCCUGCUGGACGCCCUCUGCAGCAUGGCCUCGCGCCUCCCCCGCCCCUCCGCCACCAGGGGCGCGCGGAGCAGGGCGCAGUGGGAGAAGGGCGCGCUGGGGGAAGGCGGGGAGGGGAGUGCGCAGAGGGGAAAGGAGGUGGUGGGCGGAAAGGUGGAAAUGGUUGUUACAGGGGGGAAGAAGACGGAGGAGAAGGAAGUGGAGAAGGAAGAGGAGAAGAGGAGUGGUGGUGGUACGAGGGAGGCAGCGGAUGGGAGUGUGGUGGAUGGCACUGGCAGCACCGCCCAAGCGCGCCAUCCUUCCAGUGUCAAGCGACCGUUGCAGGAGCGGCAACUUCAGCUGCAGCCAGAGCAGCCAGAGCAGCCAGAGCAGCCAGAGCAGCAGCAUCCACAGCAGCAGCGGUUACAGCAGGCAGAGCAGCAGGCAGAGCAGCAGGCAGAGCAGCAGGCAGAGGCGCAGGCAGAGGCGCAGGCAGUGGUGCCGUCAUGCCUGCACGGAGCACAAGGCGAUGCACUGGAGGAGGUGGCAGCAAGGGCGGAUGGCGCAGUGGCGGCAGGCGAAGUCGCCAAGGCUGCGGCGAAAGCGGAGGAGGAGGCGGAGGAAGCGGAGGAUGUGGAGGCUGGGAAGGUAGUGGAGAAGGGAGAGGAAGAGACUGGACGCAAGCUGUUGCUGCUCCGUGGCACCUGCUUGCCUCCUGCUGCCGCUCCUGCACCUGCUGGUGUUGGUACUGGUGCUGGUGCUGAUGCUGCUGCUUCUGCUUGUGUUGCUGGUGCCAUUUCCGCUGCUGCUGCUCUAGACGCAGUGUUUCCAUCCCUUGCUUAUGGCGGCUCAAGUCCUACUGCUGCUGUCUCUCCCACUUCUCGCCUCAACUCUGUGCCAAGGCUUGAAGCUGACGCCACUUCUCCUGCUGUUCCUACUGCCCCUGCUGCUGCUGAGGAGAGCACUUGGCGCCGUACUACCACCAGCGACGGUGCCAAAGCCAGCACCAUGCAGCCACCACCUGCCACAUCAGCACACGCUGCCACGUCACCACACAGCGCGAUGUCAUUGCGAGCAGCACUCUCAGCAAGGCCCAUCGGCACUGCUGGUGCUGGCGAUGCCAGUACUGCAGGCAUUGCUGCCGCUGUUACCGCUGCCGCUGCCGCUGCUGCUGCUUCUGGCGCUGGCGCUGGCGCUGGUGGCGCUGCUGCUGCUGUGGGGCCAGAACGGACGGCUGCUCUGCCACAUCCCUCCCCUCUGGUCCUCAUGCUGCAACAAGUGCUGGUCUCGCAACGCUCAUCCCUGCAGCAACAACGCACCCAGCACAGCCAGCAGCAUCAGCCGCAUGAGAGGCAGAGUGAGAGAGACCAGCAGGGCUUGCAGCAGCAGCAAAGGCCCUCCCUCUUACAACAAGGAGACGUGAUGCACUUGCCCUGGCAACACGUGCCACAGCCGCCACAGCCGCCACAGCCGCCACAGCCGCCACAGCCGCCACAGCCGCCACAGCCGCCACAGCUGCCACAGCCGCCACAGCCGCCACAGCCGCCACAGGCGUCACAGCUGCCACAGCUGCUACAAUCAGCGGCUGUGGCAGCUGCGCCACAGCCGCCAAUUGCAGCAGUGCCAGCUGCGCUGCAGCAACAGCAGCAGCUGCGACAGCAGCCCAAUAGCGGGCAGCUGCAUCUGCAUCUGCUGCAGUUUUGGCAACAGCAGCAGCAGCAGCAUGAGGAACAGGGAGCCGCUGGAACUGCAGCAGCAGCAAGUGCCGGUGCCAGCACUGGCACCCGCGAUUGGCUGUGCGAGGAUACCCGAGCCGGUUGGGAAGGAGGGGGAGGAGGCGUUAAAGAGGAGGUGACUGGAGACGAGGUGGAUGGUGGUGGGGAAGGGGAAGAAGGGGAAAGGGGAGAAGGGGAAGGGGGAUCGGAAGAAGUGGAAGGCAAAAGGGAAGUGGUUGCAGGACCAGCAAGGGACAACACUAGUCUGCUGCACAGCCUAGGAGGAAGGUCAGGAAACGAUGCAGUGAGUCUUGAUACCGCUGCGCCGGUUGCUGUUCCUGUGACUACUGCCACUGCUGCUGGCAGCGGUAGUGGCACCAAUAGGAGCCGCUCAGCAGCAACACCAGCCGCAACAACACCCACAAAAACAGCAGCAGCAACAACGGCAGCGGCAGCAGCAGCAGCAGCAGCGGUAGCAGCAGGCAGCAAGGAGCGGGUACCUCGGGUGCGCAAGUACGAGGAGUGUGGGGCGUGCGGCAAGCUGCCUCGAGGGGCGCUCAAGCUCGUGCACGACCUCUCCGCCUCCUCCGCCGCCUCCCGCCGCCUCGUCGGCUUCUGCCGCUGCGCCAAGCGUCCCAUUCGUGCUGGGCGCAACAUUCUUGGGCUCAUGCCCGUGUGCACUGACAACAGUGAGGGGGAGCCGCACUCGCAUGCCCUGCACCAACAGCAAAACCAAAACCAACACCAGCAGCAGAGCCAGGAUGCAAGCAGCCCCACAGCUGCUGGCGGGAGUGCGAGCAGCAGCAGUGGAGCCGCAGCAGCCGCAGCCGCAGCAGCAGCAGCAGCAGCCACAGCAGCUGUGUCGUCCCGGCACCUGCAUCCGGACGGGUGGUCGUGGCGCAAGUAUGGCGAGAAGGCCAUCUGUGGCGUGCAGCCGGGCAUGCGCGGCAGAGAGUACUUCAAGUGCACGGUGGGCAGCUGCACGGCUCGCAAGUUCUCUCACCGCCUCUCUCUCCUGCCCGCCUUUGCUGUGGCAUGGUACGAAGGCCAGCACAACCACGACCCUGCCAUCGCCCCUCCCACUUCUGCCACCACCACCACCACCACCGCCGCCACCACCACCGCCACUGCGGAUAUACGCAUACGCCCUUCUGCCGCUGUUACUUCUUCUGCUGCUGCUGCUGCUGCGGCUGUGGAAGGAUGUGCGUCUGCCACCUGGCAGGGUGAGCUGCGGGGGCUCACCUGGCAGGUGGAGGUUUCACCUGAGCAUUCACCUGACGCCCUGGUUGCCAUGGCAGCUGACGCGCUGGACAAGGCCACAGGCAGACACGUGGCAGCUGCUGAUUUGCCGGAGGUUGCUGCGAUGGCAGUGCGGGUGGUGCGGGCAAACAAGGCUGCUGUGAGCAAAAAGGGGAAGGUGGAUGGGGGGAGAAGAUUCGGAGGAGGGGGAGGAGGGGGAGGAGGAGCAGCAGGAAGGGCUGAAGACUUUAGUGCUGGGGAGAGGAGGGAGGUGGAGGUGGGUAAGGUGAAGAGUGUGGGCGAUCUAAAUCAGAGGGAGGGGGGAGCCACUGUCAGUGCGCUGGGAAGAGAGGACGGCGCGCAGGAUGGGCGUGACUGGAGCAGGCUGUUCCCGGUGAAGGCUAAAUUUAGCCAGCCCCAUGCAGCUCCUGGUGGUGACAGUGCUGCUGCUGCUGCUGCUGGUGCAAGUGCUGGUGAUGGCCUUGUUGCUGCUGGAAGGGUGACGAAUGCUCGCUCAAGUGGUACCAGCAGCACCAGCAGUGCUUCUGCUGCCAAAGCCACCAUUGGAACGAAGGCCAGUAUUUCGGUGGCAGUGCGGCGACUGGCAGCGUCACCUGCCGCAACAGCAGCUGCACCGUUUCGCCUUCCGGCUGCUGCUCCCUCCAACCCCGACACUCUCCCUGCAGCUACAGCUGCCCCUGCUGCUGCUGCUGCUCCUGCUGGUGUUGCUGCCGCUGCUGCUGCCACUGCUGCUGCACCGCCUGCUGCUGUUGCAGGAGCUGCAGCCUGCGCUACAGCAGGGGGGGCAGAGGGAAGAAUGAGAACCAUGGAAUCUGGGAGCACGAGAGCAUUGACAGCACCGGACAGCCUGGCUGUGUGGCUAGCGUCUUUCACCAGCACCGCCAGCACCGCUGCAUCAUCUGCAUCUCCUGCAUUUCCUGCUGCGGCCAAGGGAGCUUCAGGCAGCCCUGCGCCUGACACUGGCGUGCCUGGCUGCCCUGUUAGCCUUGCCAGCCAUGCAAGCCUUGCCAGCAGUGUCCAGAUCGGUGCUGUGGGCCGUGGUGUGGCAGGGGGGGGAGGCGCAAGCGUUCUGGGGGACUCGCCAGGGGGGGUGCAAGGGGAGGUGCAAGGAAUCAUGAGUGGGGAUGCGGCCAUGGCGAAUGGAGCGACGAUGGCGUGGUUGGUGAGCAGGCUUGCUGGCAUGGGUGCGGGCAGGGCUGCUCCUGCACUAUUGCGCCCUCCUCCUCCUGCUCCUCCUCCUCUUGUUCCUGCUCCUGCUCCUGCUGUUUCCCCCGCUCCUUUCCCUUUUCCUGCUCCCGCGUCUGCUCCUGCUGCUGCCACUUCUCUCAGCUGUGCCAAUACGGGCACCUAUACUGAUGCUGUGGCUCUGCGGCUUGCAGCAGCAGCUGCUGCUGUUGCGGUUGCAGCAGGAGCAGGGACCACAAUGCCAGCACCAACCCUACCAACCCUGCCAACUGCAUCCGCCGCACCAACCGUACCACCAACCCCUGCAGCACCAGUGCCUGCUCCUGCUCCCUGUGCUGCCUUCACCCCUGAGUCACCCACUCCCACUCUCCCGUCCUGUGCGCCUCUCCCGCCUCCCCCGUCACCAGCAGCAAUCGCAGCCCUGGCUGCCGCCACAUGCGCUCUCAAGAUGCUGCCGCACCAGCAGUUGCAGCAGCUCGGACGGCUGGCACAGCCAGCACAGGUGGGACAGCUCGCACAAAUAGGGCAGCAAGCACAUCAAGCACAGGUGGCACAGGUGGCACAGGUGGGGCAGAAGGGGGGUCCGUUCCACCAACAGCAGUGUGACUUGCUGCGACAGCACAGCUUGUUGCAGCAGCACAAGGCGCUUCCACAGCGCGAGAUGGGCGAGGUUCGGAUGGGCGAUAGCAGGCAUGUAAUGACACUUGAGUCACCUCAACAGUCGACUCAAAGUUCACUUCCACAGCACGAGAUGGGCAAUGGCUGGAGGAAAGAUGGCAGUCAAGUACUGCCUACCCGGCGUGUUGCAGCGAGGGCAGAGCAGCAGGAGUGUUUUGGAAGGCAUCCAACUGCUCACCACUCAAGCAUCGCCUUCGGAGCCCCACUGGACCGUGAGGUGGGCUUUGAGACGGAGGGACAAACGGAGCCACGCAUGCAAGCAUCCCCGCUCGGUGCGUCUGGUGUGGCGAUGGGCAAGAGGGGAGAGUGGCUUGCUCUGAGCCUUGGGAAAGCCGCAGAGGAGACAGGCGCGGAGGAGGGGAGGGAGGGGGGAGAGCAAGAGGGGAGAGCAGGUGGGGGAGCACCAAGGGGGUUGGUGGAUUUGUCUCUUGAGUUGGGUGUGUGUAGAGGGGCCGGGAUAGCUGGUGUUGCUGCUGCUGGUGCUGCUGGGUUUGGUGCUACGGCUGCUUCUGGUGCGGUUGGUGAUGGGGUUUUGGAUUUUGCAGUGAGAGGGAGCGCAGGAGGGUGGAGUGGAGAAGGUGGGCUAGCAGGGGUAGUGGGCAUGGGAGGGUGUGUUGGGGGGUGGCUGGGAGACUUCAGCUGGAUAGAGAGGGCUGUCCAGAGGGAGAGCGAGAAGAGAGGAGGGUUGUGAGGGAGGGAGAGCAACUUGGCAAUGUGCAGCAGGGGGGGUAGUUAAUAGAAGCUCUGCAGUCAAUCUAUGGUGGCUAUGCCGCAGAACCAGCAGCAGAACCAGCAGCAAAAUCAACAGCAGAACCAGCAGCAGAACCAGCAGCUGCAGGAGUAACAGAAAGGGACCGCCCGGUGUAAUCCUGCCAAAGCCAGGUGAAGAGGAAGCUUGUCUGCUGUCAAAGGGAAUAAGCUGGCAAGCAGGCAUGGUGAUAGGAUAGGACGCCCACAGGUCUUGCUGUAAUGUAAUGUGAUGUAAAGCCUAGUUGCUGUAGGUACCGUCCUUAUGUCAUCCAUGUAGUCGUGUAGCCACUUUUCAUUAAGUCUCCCUAAUGAAUUGCACAAAACACC